ACUUAUUUUAGGCGCGUGUGGAAAAUUUACGGAAAUUCUAGAAACAAAAUUGCCAUCGACUCAAUCAAAAGUAUAUAAAGAAAAACCUCGUUGUAAAGCAGAGCGAGGAAAAAAUGCCUAGUUAAUUUUGUAUUUCGUUGAAUUAUAAAUACGGAAUAAUUAUGAAUCGGAAUGUGCUGUAAAUUGUUUUCAUAAUAAGGAAAGAAAAGAAUGUUUGUCUUUUUGUAGCUCUUCCUGAAAAUUGAAUGAGUGCACGUUCGUUGGAAAAUCAAUGAACGACGAGUUUGUGGGAAGAGGAAAGUUGUGAAAGUGCUCGGCAGUUUGAGGAAAUUAAAAAUAAAGAAAAAAAUAUUAUGCCGAGAUAGGUGAAAGUUUUGAAGAAGCACAUCAGUUGAGAAGGAAGUGAAGAGUUGAAAAAAUGUCAUUGAUGAAGAUAUAUUAAUUGAAAAACAGAGUAGUAUUUGUGUUUUGUUGUGUUGCAUGCUUGAAAAAUAAAAACACCUGGAUAAGCGACACAAGGAAAAGGUAAAUUGAAGUAAAUUGGAAAGUUAUCGAUUAGAAAAAAAUGUGCCAAAAUACAUAAAAUAGUGAUUUAGAAAUGGAGGAAAUGUAUUAGAGAAAAUUAAAAUAUCCCCAAAAGGUAAUAUAUUGGUGCCAAAUUAGGUAAUAAAAAAAUAUAGAAAGUUUCAAUGUGUCAAAAUACAUAACAAGAAGGUUCGGAAAAAUACAAGAAAAAAAUAUUAAGGAAAAAUAUAUUGCCAAAGUAGACACACACGUACACAGCGGGUGGCGGCCAUACGCACACACCAUGUAAACCCGUGUACGUGUGUGCGUGUGUAUGGAGGUGUGGAGCCAGGCACCCCCCUCCCCCCUCCUCCAGGCCCCCCCUCCUCCCCGCCCCUCGAAGAAGACACUCAUCUCCCUCAAUUCCUCCUCCUCCCACCCACAUCUCCCUCCAACAAGCGCAUUCUUCCUCUCCUCCUCCUCAAACUCCACCUCCUCGUCCUCCUCCUCCACCUCCACCUCUUCCUCCUCCUCUCCCGUCAGGGCCAGAGGGACGGGUAUGAGGGGGGAGGCGACCCCUUCCAACCCCCCCUACCUCCCUCAUCCCCCUCCGCAAGUCCCUCCAGCGUGGUGUGGGGGGCAUGGAGGGGUGGAGCGCUCCCUCGACCACUCCUCCCUCUGCUCCUCCCUCUCCUCCUUAGCUGGGGGGGCGCUGGGACAUGGGCGGGGGGGAGGGGGUGGGGGUGACGAGAGAGCGAGGAAGUUUGAAGCGCAAGACGGUGAUUCGCGUAACUCGGGGUUAAAUUCGCGUAUGUCGGAGACCAAUUCGCGUAUCUCGGAGUCGGAGUCGCGUAAGCCGGAUACAUGUUCGCGUGUGAGUGAUCCGUGUUCGCGUAAGACGAGUGCCAAUUCGCGGAUAACGGAACCGGAUAACGCGAAGGUGUGUCCGGGUAACGGGGUGGUCUGUUCGGAUAAGGCGCAAACGAGACUAGUACAUCCGGAUAAACAGAAUGCAUGUCCGGAUAACGAAGCUUGCGUGAACAGACUAAACAGCACAACAACAACAACAGGAACCACAACAACACCAACAACAACAAACUCACGCGAGGAAAACGGGAAACACGAAGAGAAAACGCAAGCACAGCAGGACCAACUCAACCAACAUACCAACUUCAUCACCACGUUCUUCCAGCAAAACGGGACGCUCAACCACACCUUCAACCAGACCACCAGCACCAGCACCACCAGCACAGACACCGCCCGGUACAGCAACGCGAGGAUACAGACGGCGGCGCAGGUACUGGUGGGGGUCGGCCGCGGGACACUACCCCUGCACCUGAACAUGAGCGGGACAGGUGUGGGGGUCGCGGUGGGGGAGGAAAUCCAGCGGCCGAGUAGAAUCCGAUCAAGACCUUCAGGGAAUCACAUCUCCAUCCGCCCCAAGCUCUCGCGGAUGUCACCCCCCUCACACGCCUCCCCCCACUCCCUCCCCACGCAGUUUGACGGGGAGGGGAGUGAUGGGGAGCUGAAUGGCCGGGUGAAGAAUCUGUGUGGCUCGUUCAAUCUCGCCGGGGACACAAUGGAAGGGAUCAUCCAGUGUUUGGUGUUCCUCAAAGCAUUCAGUCUGGUCGGCGGAGAGUUUGACAUGGAGCUGAACUUCGUGAUCCAGGACGCCCAUAACCUGCGACACAUGCUGGAGCUGCUUGACCACUGCCCCCCGCCCCUGCAGGCUGAGAUUUGGUCCGUGUUCAUCGCCAUUCUGCGCAAGAGUGUCCGCAACUUACAGGCGUGCACGGAGGUGGGCCUCAUCACCCACGUGCUGCACAGGCUCCCCCAGGCCGACAGUGUGGUGGCAGACCUGCUGAUCGAAGUGCUGGGCGUCCUCACGAGCUACUCCAUCACGGUCAAGGAACUCAAGUCGCUGUUUGGCUCCAUGAAGGCCGACAGAGGGCGCUGGCCCCGCCACUCCGCCAAGCUGCUCAGUGUGCUGCGACAGAUGCCCAACAGGUCUGGCCCCGACGUCUUCUUCUCCUUCCCCGGCAAAAAGGGCUCGGCGCUGGUGCUGCCCCCCCUCGCCCGCUGGCCGUACGAGGCGGGCUGGACCUUCACCACGUGGUUUCGCCUCGACCCCAUCAACUCUGUCAACAUUGAGCGGGAGAAGCCCUACCUCUACUGGUAAGUGUGGGAGUCAUUCAUGAAUUGGUGAAGCGAUCUACUUACGGUAAGCCUCUGUGUGUGUGUGCGUGUGUGUGUGUGUGUGUGUGUGUCUUAUAUAGCAGUGGCAAAUCAGUCUUUAUUUGGGUACGAUUUUUAUAAAUAAUUUCAAACGUGAUUUAUAAAUUUAUAUUCAAUCAUAAUUAUAUUCCAUGCUCAGUAGCUCACCCUUAACUAAAAAUAUUGAAUUAUGAACUUAAAAAAAAAAAAACAAGGGCAGCUUCUUAACUAUUUUUCACUCACAUUUUACAUACUCAAUUUUCGAUUACUUUUCUCCUGGCCUAUUUGCGCUAUAGUAUUACUACUUAUAUAUAAAACUUAUGUGCUCGAAUAGAUGUCGGGUAUAAUUAAUAAAAAAAAGACAGUCUCCAAAUAAUUUUCCACAUAUUUUAAAUUCCAAAUAAUUUUCCACAUAUGUUAGAUUCCAAAUAUUUCAAAUCUGAUUACUUUUCUCCCCGCUAGCUUGUUUACGCCAUACUAUUACUUGGAAUAAUAUUAUGUUGGGUGUCAGCAUAAACCCGUAAAAGUGGUUCAUGGAAAUCUCUUAGGGAGCGGCGUCUGGCUGACUAAUAUUCCUGGAACUGAUGAUGUCGAGAGGAAGGGACGGGUUGAAAAUGGGCAAAAAGGUCUAAAGGAGAGAGAAAAAAAAACCCUCUGCAUAAAGAACGUGAAUACUGAAAGACUGAAACAUAAAAAAAAAAAAGUAUGAGGAAUGAUAAGAGACGCUGGGAACCAAAAUUUGAAGGGUAAGGGAGGUGGAAGAAUAAAAAAGUCGAGGGCUCAAAAAAAAAAAAAAAAAAAAGGUGGAAUUAAAGAAGUGAAAGGAAAAGAAAAAAUGAUGCACCGGAAUGUGGAAGGUUUGGAAAAGUGGAGGAAUAAGAAAAUGGAAGAAUGGAAAAUGCAAGAACCGAAAAAUGGAAGAAUGAAAAACGCAAGAAUAAGAAAAAUGGAAGAACCGAAAAAUGGAAGGAUGAAAAACGCAAGAAUAAGAAAAAUGGAAGAACCGAAAAAUGGAAGAACCGAAAAAUGGAAGAAUGAAAAACGCAAGAAUAAGAAAAAUGGAAGAACCGAAAAAUGGAAGAAUGAAAAACGCAAGAAUAAGAAAAAUGGAAGAACCGAAAAAUGGAAGAACCGAAAAAUGGAAGAAUGAAAAACGCAAGAAUAAGAAAAAUGGAAGAAUGAAAAACGCAAGAAUAAGAAAAAUGGAAGAAUGAAAAACGCAAGAAUAAGAAAAAUGGAAAAAUAAGAUAAAUGCAAUAACCGAAAAAUGGAAUGUUAGAAAAAACUUAGAAAUAGAAAAAGGAAAGUUCGGAAAAAAAGUAAGGAAUAAAAGUGUAAGGUUAUGAUGAAAAUGGAGGAAAAUUGUAACUGGUCUGAAGGGAGGGAAGGAGGAAGAGCUUAUAGUAUGGGUGAAAGUAAAUAUUUUUUUCUUUUUUAAUCUUCCCCAAUCGAGUGUUGUAAAAGUGAAAGUGGUGAGUUAGUUUUCUCAUAUCAGUUGAAUCUGUUUACUCUUCUUGUUAUUAGGAGAGACAGACAGACAGACAGACAGACAGAUAAAUAAACAAGCAGACUGAAAUGAUGUUUUUGACUGAUUAUUAUUCCUCCUCCUCCUCCUCCU
This is a messenger RNA of Eriocheir sinensis (Chinese mitten crab), 4336 nucleotides long. RefSeq names its product neurobeachin-like. The record is from RefSeq and is a predicted model, not a curated record. The transcript has 7 exons. The coding region runs from base 839 to 2683 and encodes 614 amino acids. NCBI's taxonomy places the organism in Eukaryota, Metazoa, Arthropoda, Malacostraca, Decapoda, Varunidae.